Molecule: messenger RNA, 1590 nt
Organism: Zalophus californianus (California sea lion)
Lineage: Eukaryota; Metazoa; Chordata; Mammalia; Carnivora; Otariidae
Product: syntenin-1
Exons: 1
Coding region: 55-951 (298 amino acids)
Biological process (GO): positive regulation of transforming growth factor beta receptor signaling pathway
Cellular component (GO): cytoplasm; plasma membrane
Molecular function (GO): syndecan binding
Source: RefSeq, a predicted model, not a curated record
GGCAGCGGCAACGGCGGUGAGCGGGUCCUUGUGGCCUAGAAAAAUCUUGCAAAAAUGUCUCUGUACCCAUCUCUUGAAGACCUGAAGGUAGACAAAGUUAUUCAGGCUCAAACUGCCUUUUCUGCAAACCCUGCCAACCCAGCAAUUUUGUCUGAAGCUUCUGCGCCCAUCUCUCAAGAUGGAAAUCUCUAUCCUAAAUUGUAUCCGGAGCUCUCCCAGUACAUGGGCCUGAGUUUAAAUGAAGAAGAAAUCCGUGCAAAUAUGGCCUUGGUCCCUGGAGCAUCAGUUCAGGGGCAGUUGGUAACAAGACCUUCCAGUAUGAACUAUAUGGUGGCACCUGUAACUGGUAAUGAUGUUGGAAUUCGUAGAGCAGAAAUUAAGCAAGGGAUUCGUGAAGUCAUUUUGUGUAAGGAUCAAGAUGGAAAAAUUGGGCUCAGGCUUAAAUCAAUAGAUAAUGGUAUAUUUGUUCAGCUGGUCCAGGCAAAUUCUCCAGCCUCAUUGGUUGGUCUGAGAUUUGGGGACCAGGUACUCCAGAUCAAUGGGGAAAACUGUGCAGGCUGGAGCUCUGAUAAAGCACACAAGGUGCUCAAACAGGCUUUUGGAGAGAAGAUUACUAUGACUGUUCGUGACAGGCCCUUUGAACGGACAGUUACCAUGCAUAAGGAUAGUACUGGACAUGUUGGCUUUAUCUUUAAAAAUGGAAAGAUAACAUCCAUAGUGAAAGAUAGUUCUGCAGCCAGAAAUGGUCUUCUCACAGAACAUAACAUCUGUGAAGUCAACGGGCAGAAUGUCAUUGGGCUGAAGGAUUCUCAAAUUGCAGACAUACUGUCAACAUCUGAGACUGCAGUUACUAUUACAAUCAUGCCUGCUUUUAUCUUUGAACAUAUUAUUAAACGGAUGGCACCAAGCAUUAUGAAAAGCCUGAUGGAUCACACCAUUCCUGAGGUUUGAAAGUCAUGGCACAAUGGAAACUUCACCAUACUUCUCCAGUUUACUUCUUGGGCAACUUAACUUUAUAUUAUGCACAUGAAGCUUUCUAGGAGCCAGAGAGCAUAUGCUGCAUGAAGACCUUUCUAUCUUACAUUAUGGCUGGGAAUCUUACUGUUUUGAUUGGAUAUCUUGUUCACACUUCAAGAUCAUUGUAGCCUUACCCUGGUUUUACAGAUGUGAAACUCUGGAGAGAUUUACUGAUUUUCAUAGGGUAGUUUCUCUACUAGAAACCUGAUGCUUUUACAAGCCAUUAUGAUUAGAAUGACUGAUACAGGCUUAGCUCUGUGUUAGAACCAGUCACCUUUAUCUUACAUCAAGUACUGCUGUUCAUAUUACUUUAGUUCUGUGGUAUAAUUGGGUUUUUAAUGUGUUACCAUAGUACAUGUAGAAUGACUGCUUUUGAUGGUUUGUGUGUGUGUGCGCAUGCGCGCCUAUAAAACACGAAUCACGUACACUGGUUUCAUUCCACGUAAGCAUUAUACAGUGUAUGUAGGUUGCAAGAGAUUGUGUUGAUCAUCGUUUAAUUUUAACUGCCUUUACUUAAUAUGCUUCAACUGUCGCCUUAACUAUUAAGCAUCUAGAAUAAAAGCCAAAAUAUAA